GUCUCUAUUACGUGGAUAGCGAAGGGAACCGCAUCUCAGGAACCGUCUUCUCGGUGGGCUCCGGUUCCGUCUACGCCUACGGGGUGAUGGAUCGCGGCUACUCUCACGAGCUCUCGGUGGAAGACGCCUACGACCUGGCCCGCCGGGCCAUCUAUCAAGCCACGUACCGCGACGCUUACUCGGGGGGCUCAGUGAACCUCUACCACGUCCGCUCGGAUGGCUGGAUCCACGUCUCCAGCGACGACGUCGCCGGUCUGCGGGAACUGUUCUGCGACACGUCCGCCGAAGCCGUGGCCUGAAAGCGUGGACUAAAAUGAGGGUGGGUGGAGGGCAGCAGCCUGGGGUCUCUGUAAAGGCUGUAGAGUAUUUUCAGAACCCGUAAAGAAAUUGUAACUUUGACUGUUAACGGAAAGGGCGAGGCCGCAGAUAUUGUUGGAGGAACGUUGAACCGGUGUUUUAUGUAAUAAAAAUGUCCAGCUUCUUUGGAAUCAAA
Molecule: messenger RNA, 493 nt
Organism: Protobothrops mucrosquamatus (brown spotted pit viper)
Lineage: Eukaryota; Metazoa; Chordata; Lepidosauria; Squamata; Viperidae
Product: proteasome subunit beta type-5
Exons: 1
Cellular component (GO): proteasome core complex
Molecular function (GO): threonine-type endopeptidase activity
Source: RefSeq, a predicted model, not a curated record